AAAUAUAAUCUGUGAAGUCUAUAGAUCUUCUCCAUGUUCUAGAUGCUCCGUCCAACCUACCUGAUAGUGAGGGAUGGUGUGACCUUCCUGUGUGGAAUCCCGGGAAUACAGAGGAUGGGGAAAUUUCUCUGGUGGGUUCCCAUGACUGGAUCCAUCUACCUGAUGAUGGUGGCUCCAUCAUAUCCUUGUGUCCUUCUGAAAACUCCUCCAUCACUCCAUACUCCUCAUCCUCCUCUUUAUACUCUUCUUUUACGACAAUUUUAUAAUCCCCGAAGAUUCCACUCUGAACAU
This is a messenger RNA of Staurois parvus, 291 nucleotides long. Lineage: Eukaryota; Metazoa; Chordata; Amphibia; Anura; Ranidae. The record is from the annotation of a GenBank genome assembly.